CGUAGACCGCGAGAACUGCCGCGAGUAGAGAGAACAUAGCAUUGUUCUUGACUCGUGCGAUACCGCACGCGAUCACAAUUACUCCCAUUGCACCUGGAUGAAUACUGCGAGACUCCUAACGUCCGGCUGAUAAUCAGGCGCGAGGCAUUGACGAGAGAGUUCGAUUAUCGCCGGGAACUUGGACUAUUGAGAAAUGAGUUGUAAUUGUCCACUAACGUCGACCGUCGGUCCCACAUUGGCAUCGACAUGCGGUGGACCUUCGUUCAUGUUAUUUAUGGGCCUCCUCGAAGUAUUUCUCCGAAGUCAAUGCGAUCUCGAAGACCCGUGCAACCGACCUAUUCCGCAAAAACGUGUCAAUUCCAGAUACGACUUCGUGGUGAUAGGCGGCGGUAGCGGGGGCGCAACCGUAGCCUCGAGACUCUCCGAGGAAAGCCAAUUUUCCGUAUUAUUACUGGAAGCCGGCUUGGACGAGCCCACCGGAACUCAAAUACCGUCCUUCUUUUUUAAUUUCCUUGGCUCGGACAUCGACUGGAAAUACCACACCGAGAGCGAGGACGAGGCCUGUCUUAAUAACGAUCGCAAGUGCUACUGGCCCAGGGGAAAGGUGCUGGGCGGUACCUCGGUAAUGAAUGGCAUGACAUACAUGAGGGGAUCUCGUAAGGAUUACGACGAUUGGGCCAGGAUGGGUAAUCAAGGCUGGUCCUACGAUGAAGUACUGCCCUACUUCAUCAAAAGCGAGGACAAUCUCCAGGUCAGUGACAUGGAUUACGGCUAUCACGGGGUUGGAGGACCUCUCACCGUUACCCAAUUCCCUUAUCAUCCACCGCUGAGCCAUGCCCUGCUGCAGGCAGGCAAGGAAAUGGGUUACUCGACGGUGGAUCUAAACGGUCGAUCGCACACGGGUUUCGCGAUCGCCCAAACAACAUCGCGUAACGGCUCGCGGCUCUCCACCUCCCGGGCGUUCCUACGACCAGCCCGUAACAGGCGCAACCUCCACAUAAUGCUCAACUCCACGGCUACGAGGAUCCUCUUCGAUAGGAGCAAGAAGGCUGUGGGCGUCGAGUUCGUCCAUGAUGGGGAGCUCCAUCGCGUGUCGGUCGACAAGGAAGUCAUCAUCAGUGGAGGUGCGGUGAACUCUCCGCAAAUAUUGUUGAACAGCGGCGUGGGACCGCGGGAAGACCUCGAAGCGGUCGGGGUCCCGGUUAUCCACGAUCUCCCAGGCGUCGGCCAGAAUCUGCACAAUCAUGUGGCCUACGCUAUGACCUUCACCAUCAACGACACCGACACCACACCACUCAAUUGGGCCACUGCCAUGGAGUACUUACUGUUCAGGGACGGCCUCAUGUCCGGCACCGGCAUUUCGGAGGUUACGGCGAUGGUAAACACAAAGUACGCCGACGCUAACGAGGAUCAUCCAGAUAUUCAAAUGAUCUUUGGCGGUUACUUGGCCGAUUGCUCAGAAACUGGUAUGGUUGGAGAGAAAAAGGGUUCCAAUCGAGUGAUUCUCAUUAUACCCACUCUUCUCCAUCCAAAGAGUCGUGGAUACGUACGACUUAGGAAUAACGAUCCACUAUCAAAACCCAUUAUUUGCGCCAAGUAUUUGACUCAUCCGGACGACGUCGGCGCACUCAUCGAAGGCAUCAAAUUCAGCAUCGCUUUGACGGAAACCGAAGCUCUCAAGAAGUACGGAUUCGCCCUGAACCGUAUGCCGGUGAAGGGCUGCGAGCACCUGAAAUUCGGCUGUGACGCUUACUGGGAGUGCGCGAUUAAGCACGACACAGCUGCCGAGAAUCACCAGGCGGGUUCCUGCAUGAUGGGGGCGGCAAACGAUCGUUUCGCGGUCGUUGACAACCAGUUGCGCGUCCAUGGCAUCCAAGGGGUGCGAGUCGCGGACACGAGCAUCAUGCCGCGGGUCAUAUCCGGCAACACGAACGCACCAGCCAUAAUGAUUGGGGAGCGCGCAGCCGACUUCGCCAAGAGGGCGUGGAUCGGAUGAUGAUCGAUCCGCCCGGAAAUUAGCUAGUAAUCGGCGCGCGGACGCUGUCUGCGGAUGUGUACCUCGCCUCGACGACUUUGCCCGACGCCUCGUUGAGAUCUCCAAUAUAUAUAUAUACAUAAAACUAUUUCUUGAUUGUUCUCUCUCUCUCU
This is a messenger RNA of Ceratosolen solmsi marchali, 2148 nucleotides long. RefSeq names its product glucose dehydrogenase [FAD, quinone]. The transcript is spliced from 8 exons. Bases 194 to 1996 code for a protein of 600 amino acids. Gene Ontology annotation, molecular function: flavin adenine dinucleotide binding; oxidoreductase activity, acting on CH-OH group of donors. NCBI's taxonomy places the organism in Eukaryota, Metazoa, Arthropoda, Insecta, Hymenoptera, Agaonidae. The record is from RefSeq and is a predicted model, not a curated record.